AUGGCGAGCGUUCAGCAAGGAGAGAAACAGCUUUUUGAGAAGUUCUGGCGAGGAACCUUUAAAGCUGUGGCCACCCCGCGUCCAGAGAGCAUCAUUGUCGCCAGUAUCACGGCCCGCAAGCCGCUGCCAAGGACAGAACCCCAGAGCAGCCCCAUGGUCCCAGCUCAGGAUGGACCCUCGGAAAAGCUGAGCCAGCAUUUGGCCUCCAAGGUCUUGGGCACCAACAGCUGGGACAGAGGCAAAGCCUGCCGGGAGCCCAGUCCUGCCACAGCACGCAGUGCCUCCCGCAGCAAAGACUUGACGCCUCUACCUUCCUCCAGGGGGAAGAAAAAAAAGAAGAAAGCUACCCGGAAGAAGAGAAGGAGGUCCCCAUCUUAUAGCCCAUCACCUGUCAAGAAGAAGAAGAAGAAAAGUUCCAAGAAACAUAAGCGACACAGGUCAUUCUCCAAGAAGAGAAGGCACAGCUCCUCCAGCCCAAAAAGCAAAAGAAAGGAAGAGAAGAGGCACAAAAAACAAUCGCGAAGCCGGCCCCGAAAAUCUCGCCGCCACCGCCAUCACCACUGCCCCUCACGGUCCCAGAGCUCAGAGUCCCGCUCCUCAAGCUGCGACAGCAGGCACCGUGGCCGGUCCCCCGAGGGAGGGCGGAAGUCCCGUCGAAGGCACUCUCGCCGCUGCUCCAAGACCCUCUGCAAGGCCAGCCCAGAGGCCCGGUCCAGCCCCCAACCCAGCCAGCCCCUCCAGAUGCUCAGCUUCCUGUCAGCCAGGGGUGUAAUCACUGGGCCGGGGUCUGCUGCCGGCCUCUUUACCAAAACAGCCAGCCCGCUCAGCACCUCCCGAGGACGCUCCCAGGAGUAUGACUCAGGCAAUGACACCUCCUCGCCACCCUCCACGCAAAUCAGUUCAACCAGGUCCCGGGGUCAAGAGACGGGGAGCCCCAGUGGGGGCCUAAGCAAGAGCCGGGACCCCAACAGUGGAAACACCUCUGACUCAGGGAACUCCUUCACCACUUCCUCACCCCAGAACAAGGGGGCCACUUUGGAGAACCUCUCCCCCACCAGCAGGGGCAGAGAGUCAAGAGGAUUUCAGUCACCAUGUCAGGAAUGCAGCGAGGUGAAGAAGUCCAAUUUGGUCCCAUCCACAGCCCGGAGCUCCCCCAUGAGAGGGUGCUCCCGAAGCUCCUCCUACGCCAGCACACGCUCCUCCAGCCACUCCUCCCGAUCCCCAAACCCCAGAGCCUCCCCCAGGUACACCAGGAGCCGAUCCACCUCCUCUGGGAAAAGGUCCUCCUCGCGCUCUCCCAGCUAUUCCUCCAAGUCUGGCAAGAGAAGCCCGCCUAGCAGAAGCUCUAGGUCGCGCCGCAGCCCAAGCUACUCCCGCUACAGUCCCAGCAGGGAGCGGAACCCCAAGUACAGCGAGAAGGAUUCGCAGCAACGCGAGCGCGAGCGAGUUCGGCGGAGACGUCGGUCCUACUCGCCCAUGAGGAAGCGCCGGAGAGACUCCCCGAGCCACCUGGAGGCGCGGAGGAUAACGAGUGCCCGGAAACGCCCCAUCCCCUACUACCGGCCCAGCCCCUCUUCGUCCAGCGGCCUCAGCAGCACCUCCUCCUGGUACAGCAGCAGCAGCAGCCGCUCAGCCAGUCGAAGCUACUCCCGGAGCCGCAGCCGCAGCCGCAGCCGCAGCCGGAGCAGGACCCUCACUAGCAGCAGCUGCAGCUCCCGCAGCCCCAGCCUGGGCUCCCGGAGCCGGAGCCGGAGCCGGAGCCGGAGUCGGAGUGGGAGCUACAGCUCAGCAGACAGCUACUCUAGCACGAGGCGCUAA
Molecule: messenger RNA, 1818 nt
Organism: Rangifer tarandus platyrhynchus (Svalbard reindeer)
Lineage: Eukaryota; Metazoa; Chordata; Mammalia; Artiodactyla; Cervidae
Source: the annotation of a GenBank genome assembly